CCCCCAUUUUUGGCUUAUUGCAUUAAAAAGUACUACCUUAAUUUUAGCUUAUUGUGAUAACAAAACCCAAUUUGCCAUAUUGUGAUGAUUGCUACAAAUUUGUGAAUCUGUGAAUGAUCUUAGUUGAUUAUUUUGUUAUGAGAAUGUGAUGUUGAUUCUAAUACUGCUGGUCCUCGUUGAUUAUUUAAUUAAUUGACCUUUUUAUGAGUUAUCUCUGGUUGAUGGUGAUCUAGUUAGUUUAAUUGAUCUGUUGAAUACUUAAGAGAUGAUCUUCAGUGCUCUAAAAACUUUGAAUAUGAACUAAUUUGCAAUCUUAUUAUUAUCUAGAGUUUGAUACACGACAGAAAUGCUCAACAGGUAGGAAAAUCCUAAUUCCGUGGUUGAGCAAAAGUGUUUCUCGGAGGAUCACUUCUAUAUACGCAUAACUCCUUGUAAACUCUUAACUAGGAGUUAAGUAAUAAUCAUGUAUAAAUUUAAACAUGGCAACUAUAAUACACCUAGGGAUAUACAUGCCAUCUUAACAACUGAAUUCAGGCACUGACAUUUUGUUUGUAGGUCACACCUUUCCUUGGAGAUUUCAGUUUACCAAAAUUUUAUUUUACAUAUUCGAGGCAGUCAAUCGACGAAAACAAGAAAUAAAACCUUACAAUAAGCUUCUUUUUAACAACAUUUCCCUUACAACAACUACUUCUAAUCUUCACCAACAGUCCAAUACCAAUCGAAAUCAACACUUCAUCUUCAACUGUGAACUUCCUAGGGUUUAAAUAAUUUUCAAGAUUCAAUUUUAAAUCAGUUUCAGGGACUGUAUUACAUCCACUAGUUCGAAAUGGUUAGUACUAAACGAAAAUCAUCUGAAAUGGUUGAAGAGGAGCCGAAACAGAAGAAGAUCCCCGUUCUCCCAUGGAUGAGAGCUCCUAUAAAUGUUAAUCUUAUUGAAGAUAUUCUAUUGGAACAUGUUCCUGGUCUUGAUCCCAGAUUGGUGGAGGCAUUAAGUAAUAUCAAUGAGAAUUUUACUACAUUGUAUCCAAUUCAAUAUGCAGUAUGGAAACAAACAAUUGGACCUGGUCAAUUCGAGAGAGACCUUUGUAUUCAUUCACCAACUGGAAGUGGAAAAACCUUAUCUUAUGCAUUGCCUAUUGUUCAAUCUCUUUCAACACGGAAUGUUAGACGCUUACGCGCGUUAGUCGUCUUGCCUUCCCGUGAUUUGGCAGUGCAGAUUCGUCUUCGAACGUUGGUAAAAAGUGUAUUUGAAUCUAUAGCACCAGCUGUGGGGUUAACUGUUGGUUCAGCUAUCGGUGGUAAAGGUAAAAUGUCAGAUGAGAUAGCACAGCUCAUUAAGCGGCCUGAGCUCGAGGCAGGUGUUUGGUAUGACCCAGAGAAAGAAUUAGAAAGCGGAGUUGAUAUUUUAGUGGCAACACCUGGAAAACUGAUGAACCAUAUUAAAACAACAAAGGGAUUUACUCUUGAGCAUCUUCAGUUUCUUGUAGUUGAUGAAAUAGACAAGCUACUUGGAGAGGAAUAUCAAGAUUUUCUUCGUGCUGUGCUUCUAUUGACCCGUUCAGAUGAGGAACACCAGUUUUCACAUAUGAGGGCUUCUCAAUCUUUGUUCGGUCCCCUGAGAACUAUAAGAAGAUCCGGUAAUGAAAGGGGGUUUAAAGGUAAAUCUUCCCCGAGGCUUGUGAAGAUGGUUUUGUCUGCCACUCUGACCCAAAGUCCUAGCAAGCUUUCCAAGCUUGAUCUGCAUCAUCCUCUGUUUUUGUCAACUGGCCGCUAUAAGUUACCUGACAAGCUACAAUUAUUCAAAUUGACAUGUGAAGUAAAAUCUAAACCUCUUUACUUGGCGGCACUUCUGCAUGAGCUAAAAGGAGAACAAAGUGUUGUUUUUGCAAAAUCUAAGGAUUCAACUCACGAACUUUGUACCAUGUUAAAUUGUUUUGAUUUGCCCUUUAAGAUCAAAGAAUAUUCUGCUUUUCAACCUCAAUCUCUACGAAGCAAGACGCUCGAAAAAUUUCGGGAGGGAAAAAUACAGGUGCUUAUUGCUUCAGAUGCUAUGACUCGUGGUAUGGAUGUUGCAGGGGUGAGGAAUGUGAUUAACUACGCUAUGCCUUUCCAUGUUAGGACAUAUAUCCAUCGCGCAGGUCGGACUGCCAGGGCAGGGAAUAGUGGGCAUUGCUUCACCUUUCUGGCAAGAAAUCAGGUUGUUGAGUUUAAAAAACUUCUGAAAGAAGUUGAUAAAGACUCUUGUAGUGUUCAUAAUGUACCCGAAGAUAUAUUCGAAAAACUUAGCUCAGUUUAUGAUUCUGCAAAGCAGAAAUAUAAGGAGUGCAUGCAACAGGAGAAGUUCAAAAAAAGACGUCAAAUGAACUUCCAGUCUUCCAGAGCCUCGGAAGGAAGCAUGGAGAUCAGCCAGGAAGUGGAAUAGUCAAACGAUUUAGGGUUUGGUAUACUCCCAUCACCAAACUUUGGUUCUUCUGUAUGUAAAAACUAGUUAUUGCACAAGCCAUUUCUUAGAAAGUAAAUGUGAUAGUAAUGCGAAUAAUUCCUUUUUUUAUGUUACAGUAAUUCCUCAAGUGAAAUUGUGUACCAAAAUGUUAAUUAAUAUUUCAAUCACAUGUUUUAACCAACAACUUGAGA
Papaver somniferum (opium poppy) is the source of this 2634-nucleotide messenger RNA. RefSeq names its product DEAD-box ATP-dependent RNA helicase 1-like. Lineage: Eukaryota; Viridiplantae; Streptophyta; Magnoliopsida; Ranunculales; Papaveraceae. Bases 827 to 2422 code for a protein of 531 amino acids. The record is from RefSeq and is a predicted model, not a curated record. Gene Ontology annotation, molecular function: nucleic acid binding; ATP binding. Gene Ontology annotation, cellular component: nucleus. The transcript is spliced from 10 exons.